Colossoma macropomum (tambaqui) is the source of this 1782-nucleotide messenger RNA. RefSeq names its product carboxypeptidase N subunit 2. Gene Ontology annotation, cellular component: extracellular matrix. The record is from RefSeq and is a predicted model, not a curated record. Gene Ontology annotation, molecular function: protein binding. NCBI's taxonomy places the organism in Eukaryota, Metazoa, Chordata, Actinopteri, Characiformes, Serrasalmidae. The coding region runs from base 136 to 1755 and encodes 539 amino acids. The transcript is spliced from 2 exons.
AUGUCAGGGAGUGAAUGACCAAUAGCAAAUAUGUUACUUUUGCAAAGCAAGCAAAAACACAGCUUUGUUGUUCGAGCUGCUGAGAAACCUCAAAGCUUCACAUUCCCUGAUUUCUACAUACAGUGAAUUCAUAACAUGCAGGGGACAGUGAUCAGUGGAUAUGCUGUUGCUUUUCUUCUCCUGGUCCAGCUUGGCUACCACAGUGCCUCGCGCAGUCCCAGUACCUGCUGCCCUGCUCCAUGCCAGUGUUUCUCUGUGACAACCAUGAUUUGCUCGGAUGAUCGAAUGAUGGCCAUACCUGUGGACAUCCCCUCACGGGUGAAAACUCUAAUUAUUGUGGCAUCUGGCAUGGGAGCAGUCACCUUCAGAGAAUUUCCCCAACUGACCAAGCUUGUGCUCCUCAACAACCCGAUUCACAUGAUUUCAACCCUUGCCUUUGAUGGACUGGUCAGUCUGAAGGAACUGGAGAUCAGUGGGAGCCCUCUCACCAGCAUAGAAGUUGGGACAUUCCAGAAGCUGGCCAACCUCACCAAACUUCUCCUCAACAACAACAAGUUAAGAUACUUAGCGCCAGGCAUUUUUGACUUCCAGCAGAAGCUGGAGAAGCUGCACAUGAAAGGAAACUCCCUUAGGUUUGUAUCUGGCACUGUAUUCCGCAACCUCUACAACCUCCGUGAGCUUGACCUGUCCCUCAACUGUCUUGAUUCAAUAGACGCGGACCACUUCAGUCUGCUGAGUAAGCUGAAGACAUUGGAUUUGGACUUGAACAAGAUUUCUUCUCUGUCUCCUUAUUCCUUUAGUGGUAACCCCCAGCUAAAAACACUCUCCCUGCAGGGCAACCAGAUCGCCUGGCUCCCUCAAGAAAUGUUUGCCCACUUAAACAACUUGGAGGAACUGAAUCUCAAAGACAACAGGAUUGCAGAGCUGAGUGCUGGAAUGUUGCCCUCCUCGCUGAAGAAGCUCACGCUCAAAGGAAACGGCCUGGCCCAGCUCUCCUCAAGCACAUUUGGAGGCCUUCAGCAUCUGACUGACCUGGACUUGUCCCAGAACCAGCUAUCCAUUCUUCCUGCAGAGCUAUUCCAAAAUCUUACCUCCUUACAGCAUCUCGACAUGUCCGAGAACCAGCUUAUAAUGCUACCUGCUACCAUCUUCAGAGGACUAUUCCUGAUCAGAGUAAUUCUCUUGCAGGUAAACAAUCUAGACUCACUAGAGGCCGAUCUAUUCAAGGAUCAGGAAAUGAUAUCCAAGCUUUAUCUCUCUGGGAACAGUCUGCAAAGCGUGCCGGAUGGCUUUUUUGACCCCUUAGACUUCCAGGGUUUGGUGCAGCUCCAUGGAAACCCCUGGCACUGCGACUGUGACCUGCAGUACCUCCAUGAAUGGCUGAAUUACAGCAGCAACUCUAUGGAGGAUCUGAGUCAAAUUCAUUGCGCUAGUCCUGAGCCUCUCAAAGGAAUGAGCCUGACCUCGCUGGACAAGGAACAGCUUGUUUGUGUAAACAGCUCCAAAUUUAUGUCGCAACAUAUGAUUGACUCCACCAGACCAUCCGAUACCAUAAAAAUGACCUCUACCACGAAACAGUGCACUCUCCAAGCAAUCAACGGCACCAUUGCCAUUAAAUGCCAGCUUAUGGAAUGUCCAGCCUUCAAGUUUGAGACACAUUUUGAACACCUGAAUGGGAAUUAUAGUUACAUCAGCAGAAAAACAUUUCCAGAAUUCGCUCAAUGCUCAAAUGUGACUGUAACACUGACUGUUUAAUGUUACUAAUAAAUAGUAUAUACAGAA